AUGUCAGAAUCAUAUAUCGCUCCUUCAUUAAUCACGCCAGCUCCGGCUCCAGCCUUCAAUGCGAAUGUGAUUGAAAAAAGAGGAGCAGCACAGACCUGCGGUUAUGUCGGCGGCGACCCAAACUCUCCAUUAGUAUGCCCCGGAACGGCAUCGUGUACUUUUACCAAUUAUUAUUGGGGCUGUUGCAAUGCGCUCACCUGCGACACUCCGGCGGCAUGUGAGCUCGAUUCGGUGCCAUAUUGUGGAGGAGUUGCUUUUGCGAAUUGCGAUUAUCCUCAGAUCCGCCGAUGCUCUACUGCAUGCGUAACUUACAUUCGAAGCACGAAGAUUGGCGGCACGGAUCUUAUGACUUCAUGGAAUUGCGGUGCAACCGACGCAACAUAUUUCGUUUUGGCGACAACUACUGGAGGGGUUUCGACCGGGGGAGCCUUGACUGGAGGAUUAUUGACUGGAGGUGUCUCGACUUCGUCGUUGAGCACUAGCGCAACUCAGGCAGCGACAGGUACGAGCUCCCCAUCUUCAGCUACGGAAACCACAUCCACAUCUACUUCCAAGGCGACAAGUAGCUCAGCUACUGAUGGAUUCACAUUAUCACAUUCCUCACCUACCACCUCAGUCCCCGGCACCGGCACUAUAUCGAACGAAACCACAAGCCCCAGUCCAACAUAUACACCAAACUCCCUUACUCCAGGAGCGAUAGCAGGAAUAACAAUUGGCUCCAUAGCUGGAGCCUUGAUCAUCUGCGCCUUCAUAUACUAUAUUUUCAAUAAUUUUACUCUCAUCAGGAGAAAUCAAGACGACAGGCAGAUCACGGGUGGCGGUUAUACCAGCGGUGGAAUGCCCAAGCCGAUAUCGAAUUCUGGUUUUGAGAUGUCGGAUAGGAUGGCGGGUGGCAGCGAGUUUCAUGAUGAUCGUACCUGGGAUGGCCCGGCUGUAGAUGUUAGGAGUCAGACUUCUACUACGUGGUCGCAGCGAUAG
Talaromyces marneffei is the source of this 978-nucleotide messenger RNA. RefSeq lists its product as uncharacterized. The coding region runs from base 1 to 978 and encodes 325 amino acids. NCBI's taxonomy places the organism in Eukaryota, Fungi, Ascomycota, Eurotiomycetes, Eurotiales, Trichocomaceae. The transcript is spliced from 5 exons. The record is from RefSeq and is a predicted model, not a curated record.